AUGAAAAAAAAUUAUUAGAAUCCUAUUUUUUAAAGCUUUGAUAAAGAAAAUUCAAUGCUAAAUGUACUUAAUGAAUCGAAUAAUGAUCAUCAAUCAAUUUUAUACAAUUAAAUUAAUUAAUCUUACACCUUUCAAAAUAACAUUAAUAAAUUAAGAGGAGGAGGAAAUUCAUAGCCUAAUCCCCAAAUUUAAUAGAAUAGUAAUCUAAAUGAUAUUUUUAAUGAAUAAGAUAUUUUCUAAUAUUUAAAAUAUCACACUAUUCUUCUUCGAAGAAUAUUAGGAAAUUAAAUAAACUAAAAUGGGAGGGAUUAAUUAGAAAAAGUGGUCUAAUGGAUAAAUUCGAAAGGAAUUAUUAAUUAGUUAUUUAAUUAAUGUAGGCUAGAUGAAAGAAAAAUUGCUAUAGUUAUGGCAUCUAUUGACAUUCUAUUAUCAUGUGUAAUAAAUACACCUAUACAGCUAUCUUAUAAUUUGCUAUAAUUUACUCAAAAUCUAUUUCAAAUUCUUUACUAUCAAGAUAAGGUUAUUAAAAGUAAUAUAAUUAAAAAUUUGCACAUUUUUUCAGAUAAUUUAUAAUUAAUUAACUAAAAAUAUCAAUAAUAAAAAGGUUUAGAAAUACUUUUUAAUUACUAAUUUUGUUUGAUAAAAGAUGUAGUUGAUCAUAUAUAAGAUAGAAAAGCAUACAACUUAUAGAAAUGUAUUUUCGAAUAAAAUACAUAUCUAAAGUAAAAUGAUGCAAAUAAUACUUUAAUUUAAGAUGCAAAAAAAUUUCUAUAAAGUGAUAACCCUAGAUAAUUAGAUAUAUUUUACUUUUUUUAAUAAUCAAAAUUAACAAUAAUUAGAAAACUGUUAAAUUAAUAAUAGAUUAUAGAAAUCUAAUAAAUUAUUAAUUAUUUAUGCAAAGUCUAUCAAUUAUGUAUUCAAAAUAAUUAAAACUGGAGAGUACACUUAGGGUUUCUUUAAAUGCUUCUUGAGUUAAUUUCAUAAAAAAAUAGUUUUUUAGAAGAUUUGCAAAAAUUUGAAGGGGAUGAUAUCACAAACAUAAUGUUUAAUGAACUAUAAAAUCAAUUGAUAGAAUUUUAGAUUGAAGAUAAUAUUAAUAUAUGGGAACAUUAUAUUAAGUCAAAAUGGGACUCUACAAUUAAAUGUUAUUUAGCAUUUAGUUUUAUGACAAUUAAAAAAAGUUAAAUAGCAAAAAAUGUAGAAUCAGCUUGCCAAAAAUUUAUUGAUCUAUUUUUAAAUAGUGAUUAAGAUGAAAAUACAAUAAGUGUCUUAAAAAAUGAACAACUUAAUGUUAUUGAGGAAGCUUUUGAACAAAACCUAAAAUAAAAUUAAUAAACUUAUUUAUAUAAAAUAUAUGGAAAUACACAAAUAGAAAAAUUAUAAGAGGAUUUUAUAAAUAUUGAUUUAAAAGUCUAAAGUAACAUAAAUAAUGAUGAUGUAAAAAAACAAUAACAAUCAAAUAAGUCCAACUAUUUAUUUAGGGAAGAUGUAGAUUAAGGUGUUAAAUAAGAAUAGAUAUAUAUAGUUAAUGAUUUUCUUUGGACUGAAAACAACAAUACUGAUGUUCUAUGGAUAAAAGGCAUAGCAGGAUCAGGUAAGAGUUACUUUUUAAAGCGAUUAUAAUUAUUUUUAUUGAAACACUAUCAUUCACAUUCAAAAUAAAAAAAAUGGAUUCCAUUUCUCAUUUCAUUAGAUGCUUUAAAAAAGUUGAAUAAUAAUAAUAUUUGGAGUUUAAUAUUAAAUGCGGAUGAUAUGGAAUUUAGAGAUGAAUUUAUGGGAAUUCUUAGUGAUGACUUAGAGAAUGGAUUAGUAAAUAUUGUUCUACUAUUUGAUGGGUUAGAUGAAAUGAAACAUUAAAUUUAAGAAGUAAACUUAGAUAUCAGUUUAUUCUAAAAAAAAUUAGGUAAAAAUGUAAAAAUAAUUAUUACAUCAAGAAGAGAAGUUUAAAUUGAAAAGUAAUUUAUAGGUUUAUAAUUUUAAAAUUUGACUGAAGUUGAAAUACUAAAAUUAGAUGAAUCAUAAAUUAAUGAAUAUCUUAAAUAAUACUGUAUAGAAAAUACUAGAUAAUAUUUAUAUCAAAUCUAUAACGAUUUUAUAGAUUAAGAAAAAAACUCUAAAAUUUCUAGAAUAAUGUUUAAUGAAUAUUGGCAAGCAUACUUUUUUGAAGAAGUUAAAACUCUUGUAGAAUAAACUAAUAAUGAUAAGUAUGAAAUUAUUUUCACUGAUACUCUAAUCAAUAAUUUUCUUAGCAAAUAAUAAAAAAUAUUUCAAAAUAAUAAUAAUCCAAAAGGAGAUUUAUUAAAGAUAUAGAGCUCUAGCAAACUGAUGAAAAUUAUUAAAGAAAAUCAAAUUUUCGAUUUGAUUUAAACUAUUUAAAUUCUCUAAGUUAUUCUUUAAGUCUUACCAAAUUUAAAUUAAAAUAUUACAAACAAAUUGUAUAGAAAAAAUAGGUUUAAGUGUAUUCUAUUAUAAUUAAAGAAUGAAUAAAUUAAAUAUUUUAAUGAACUUGAAUAAGCUAAAUUAUUUAGUGAAAAAGAUUAUGUUGAGAGGUUAGUAGUCAUAUUAGAAAAAAAUUAAUUUUUUGAUGAAUUUUUAGUUGAAAAAUUAGAUAAAAAUAUUAUGUAAAUUUCAGAGGUCGAUUUUAAUCUAAUUAAAAAUGCCGCAAAAUAAACUUAAUUAACUAAAUAUCAAAUAUAUAAAUUAUUUGUGUCUAAGUAUUAUGAAAUAUAUAUAAAAAAAUUAAAAGACUCAGGAUUCAAUAACAUAAAUGAAAGUUUUACUAAGGAACUAAAUAAAUUAUAAAUGUUUUUAGCUGUACAAAUGAUUAAACAUGAAUGCUUGUUAUUAGACACUUAAUAAGUCUAGAAUAUAUUUUAAUCUUAUUUAAACUAAAAUAAUUUAGAAGAUAAAAAAAAUCUCAUUUUACUAUAUUCAACCUUUAUUACUAAGAUUUAAAAUGGUAGCUUCAUAUUUCAGAAUAAAUCAAUUUAGGAGUAUUUUGUAGGAAAAUAUAUUUUAAAAUUGUUAAAAGAUUUUUCAAGAAAUUUUACAGGAAAAUCAAUUGAGUAAGGUUUGGAACAGAGUUAAUUUAAUUAAAACGAAUUUAAUUUAUCUCUUUUGUAGUUCUCUUAGGUAAUUAAUGAUAUAAAACCUGAAUUAUUAAAUUAUGAAGAUAUCAAAAAAAUCUUGUUAAAAAUAAUAAUCCUAUCAAGAAACGAAGUAUUUAUUAGAGCAGCUUCUAAUAGUAUAUUAUUAUUAAAUUUCUUGGGAAUAGAACUAAUAGGGGAAGAUUUAAGUAGAAUUAAAUUAAGUAAGACUAAUAUCUCUGGUCUAAAUGUAUAUGGAAGUAAUUUGGAUGAAUCUGAGUUUAAUGAAGUAAAAAUUGAUUAUUGCAAUUUUAAUAAUACCAGUUUAUAAAGAGUAAAAUGGACUUAAACACCUUGGAAUGGAGUUAUAGUUUUCAGAGACUAACAUUAAGAAAAAGUGAGUAGUAUAUUAUUCUCACCAAAUGGUUAAUUCUUACUUUCUUAUGGCUCAUCUUAAGUAAAUAUAUGGGAAUUAAUCACUCAAAAAAUAUUUAAGAAAAUAAAAUAUAAUCAAAAUUUAUGCUAUUGGCGGUUUUCAUCUGAUUCAACUAAAUUUUACCUAGGCACUGAGACAUUUUUAUAGAUUUACUGUAUUUAUGGGAACGAUAUAACAUUAUUAAUAACUAUUCCAUUAUAAUUAGGUCAACUGUAAUUGAGAAAUUUUCCAUUUACUUUUUACAAUAAGGAAGAGAAAUUAGUAUAUCGUAGAAAUUCGAAUUUUUAUAGUUAUAAUCUCAAAUCCAAACAAUAAUGGAACAAAUCAAAAAUUGCUGAUAAUUCAAUUAAAUUAACUUCUAUAAAGCUAAUAUCCAAUGAUAAAAUACUGAUAGGAACAAAAGACAGAGAAAUAAAGAUUUGGGAUGGGAUCAUCAAAAACAUCUCAAAAACAAUCACAAAAAAGGAUCACUAAAGUGAAAUAGUAUCACUUUCUGAAGAAACUUUUGACUUAAAAAUAAACUAAUAAGAAAUAUUUGACAAGAAAAGAUAAAUUUCAUUACUCAUAUCAGCUAGUGAAGACUAAGUAAUUGUAUGGCUUAAUGAUCAUGGUUAUGGAUACAAAUAAGUCAAAGCAUUACAUUCACAAACGAUUAAUGGCUAAUUACCAAGAUAUUCAAUUUUUAAUAAAAAACAUUUAGUUUAUAUCAUAAAUGAAUAUAUAGUAUUAUAUGAUCUAAAUUAAAUCAAUAAAUUAGAAGAAGACAUAACAUUUUGUGAUUCAAAUUGCAUAGCCUUUAUUAAUUAUGAAUGGGAAUAAUUUAGAUUAUUAUUUAUUGCUAAGGAAAAUUGUAUUGAGGUUUAUGAAUAUCUUAACAUCUGUAUAGGUGAAAUUCCACUAAAUUAAUGUCAACCAUUGUCUAUGGAUAUUAUCACUCAUAACCUUAUGAUUACUUAUAACAAAGAUAAUACAAUUAGGUUUUGGUCUAUAUGUUCAUAUUAUUAGAAUGAAGAAUAAAAAUUUGUUAGCAAUAAUAUGGAUCCCUUUAGAAAAUAGAAUCCAUUUAGUAGAAGCCGUGUUCUUCAAAGAUCUAUCAAAGGAUUUGUGUAAAAUUUGAAAUAAUCAUAUAAAUAUAAUGAGAAUGAAGGAACAUGCGAAGUUGCUGUUUAGGAGAAUGAGAAAUAGAUUAAUAUUUAUAAGGUCUAAAUAUUUGAGAAUCAAAUAAAAUAUCAUCUGAUUAAAUUGUAUGAAUUUUAAGAGGAUUAAAAAAUUGGUUGUUAUGCUUUAUGUAAUUAUGGGAAAAAAAUCUGUUACUGUGUUGAUAAUAUUAUUACAAUUAAAGAUUUAUAAAAUGAUGAUCAAACCUUACUUGAAUAGAUACAAGAAAAAGACAUUUAUUUAAUUAUGUUUAGUGAAACAUAUUAAUAUCUUGCUUCUUGUAGUAAAGAUUAUUCUAUUGUUAUCUAUAGUCUUGAUGAUUAAAAAAAAAAAAAAAAUUAUAUGAUAAACAAUUAAAAAUGUCUUGACUUGUUAUUUGUGAAGGAUGAUGUACUCGUUAUUUAGACUUAAACUUCAAUUAUUUGGUAUAAAAUUAUUUGGAAUAUAGACUCAAAAGAUUUAAUAGUUUAAGUUUUUAAAUAUUAUGAUUUUGAAUAAAGUGGUCAUAAUGAUAUUUUUUAAUAAUAAAUGAGCAUGGUCUAUCCCUUACCUCAACAAAACUAUAAUUAUAUUAAAUAAUACUUGGCAGUCAAAUAAGGAGAAAAUAUUAUUCUUAAACCUUUAAUUAAUGAUGAUUAAACUAAAGUUGUAAUUUUCAAUGAAAAAAAUAAGAAAAUAGAAUUUGUUAACGAAGAAUAUAUCAUAUUUUCUGAAGAGUCUUCUAAUAGUUUAGAAAUUAAAAAUGUAAGUAAAAUGUAAGAAAUCCGAAAGUUAGAAUAUUGUGCAUUUGCAAUAAGAGAACGAGAGUAUUUGAUAAUUGCAGUUGAAACAAUAAAUGAUAUAUAGGUUAUUCAAAUACUACCAGAAUAAAAAUUUACAACUGAAACUAUUAAAAAGUAAAUUUAAGGAAAGUUACACCAUUUUACUUUAUCAAAUAGUGGUUAUUUCCUAGCAUCAACUUAUAAUUAAGAAAUUACUAUUUAUUAUAUUACUAAAGGACUAUAAAUAAUAUAAAUAUCAAAAUUAUCUAUUGAAAUCGAAAUCAAAGAUAUUUAAAUUUCAGAUACUUAAUAAAUUAUUAUUCAAAGUUAAGAUGGCCUUUAUUAAUAUAAAUUGAAUUUAGAAGAAGAAUCAAUAUAUUCUAUUGAUAACUAUUUUGGAAAUAAUUAAUUAGUUCAAAAUAAUUAAUCUGUUAAAAUCGAAUUCUAAGUUAAUUAACUUCUUGAAUAUUACAAUUAUAAAGACACUAUAUUAAAUCACAAUGAUAAAUUGAUAGCAUUAAAAAUUGAUGAUCUAAUCUAUUUUACAUCACUUUAAAGGCCUUAACUUUAACUAUAACUUGAAGCUAAAUUCUUUUGCACCUCAAUUGAUUCGAAGUAUUUUGCCAUAAGUAAUAAUAAUUAAAUAAAAUAUUACGAUUGGUAAGAUAAUAUCAAAAAUAUAUAUAAUUUUGAUUAUAAAUAAGAUCUAUUUGACCUUAGAUUUUUAUAAAAUCCUAAUUAAAUAUUAGCUAUUUCUUCUAAUGAUAUUCAAAUAAUAUAGUGCUAAGAAAAUUAAAUUAAGAAAAUUAAAGGUAGAUAAUAUGCUAGUACACGAGCAUCAUCAAAUUUAGAUAUAGCUAAAAUUGAAAAAUCAAUUAUUUAAAUUUCUAAACCAGAAAUAAAUAUUGAAUUGUAUAAUCCAGAAGAUUAUGAUUUUAAUGCUUAUAAUCCAUAAUUUACAAGUGAUGGACAAUAUAUAAUAUAUGAAUAAAAUAAAAAGGUANCUAAAUUAACUUCUAUAAAGCUAGUGUCCAAUGGUAAAAUACUGAUAGGAACAAAAGACAGAGAAAUAAAGAUUUGGGAUGGGAUCAUCAAAAACAUCUCAAAAAAGGAUCACUAAAGUGAAAUAGUAUCACUUUCUGAAGAAACUUUUGACUUAAAAAAAGACUAAUAAGAAAUAUAUGACAAGAAUAGAUAAAUUUCAUUACUCAUAUCAGCUAGUGAAGACUAAGUAAUUGUAUGGCUUAAUGAUGAUGGUGAUGGAUACAAAUAAGUCAAAGUAUUACAUUCACAAAAGAUUAAUGGCUAAUUACCAAGAUAUUCAAUUUUUAAUAAAAAACAUUUAGUUUAUAUCAUAAAUGAAUAUAUAGUAUUAUAUGAUCUAAAUUAAAUCAAUAAAUUAGAAGAAGACAUAAAAUUUUGUGAUUCAAAUUGCAUAGCCUUUAUUAAUAAUGAAUGGGGUUAAUUGAGAUUUUUAUUUAUUGGUAAGGAAAAUUGUAUUGAGGUUUAUGAAUAGCUUAACAUCUGUAUAGGUAAAAUUCCACUAAAUUAAUGUCAACCAUUGUCUAUGGAUAUUAUCACUCAUAACCUUAUGAUUACUUAUAACAAAGAUAAUACAAUUAGGUUUUGGUCUAUAUGUUAACAAUAUUAGAAUGAAUUAUAAGAUUUUUAUAGCAUUUAUAUAGAUGCCUUUAAAAAAUAGAAUCCAUUUAGUAGAAGCCAUGUUCUUCAAAGAUCUAUCAAAGGAUAUGUGUAAAAUUUGAAAUAAUCAUAUAAAUAUAAUGAGAUUGAAGGAAUAUGCGAAGUUGCUGUUUAGGAUGAGAAUGAGAACUAGAUUAAUAUUUAUAAGGUCUAAAUAUUUGAGAAUCAAAUAGAAUAUGAUCUGAUUAAAGAUUAUAAAUUUCCAGAGGACCAAAAAAUUGGUUGUUAUGUUUUAUGUAAUUAUGGGAAUAAAAUCUGUUACUGUGUUGAUAAUAUUAUUACAAUUAAAGAUUUAUAAAAUGAUGAUCAAACCUUACUUGAAUAGAUACAAGAAAAAGACAUUUAUUUAAUUAUGUUUCGUUCCCAUUACUUUGGAAGAUAUCAACAUGUUACUACAUAAAAGAUUUAUGUCAAUUGA
Paramecium pentaurelia is the source of this 7560-nucleotide messenger RNA. The record is from the annotation of a GenBank genome assembly. Lineage: Eukaryota; Ciliophora; Oligohymenophorea; Peniculida; Parameciidae.